CAACCCGUUUCUUUCGUCAUUUAUUUUGACAGCAUGACGUGUUGAAUUACUCUUAAUAUUUUUCUGAUUGCACCGUCUUAAUCUCUGACAGGUUUAUUAUUUUGCCAAUAGCGGAGGUGAGUAGAUUGCUGAUUUAGAAACUGCAGAGUGGGUAAGCAGAGAGAUAUAAUAGAGGACAUGGCACUUCAGUGGACGUUUGUGGCUACUUUCAUGUACAUUGAGAUCGGAGUAGUUAUUGUGCUGCUUCUACCAUUUGUUUCUCCAAGCAGGUGGCAGAAGAUUUUCAAAUCACGGAUUGUCUCCAGUGCAUCCUCAUAUUCCUACAUCUACUUCAAUGUGUUCAUUGCAAUACUUUUGCUUCUGUUUGUGGAUUCUAUACGAGAAGUUCACAAGUACACAGAACCCACAGAAACCGUUGAUUUAAAACACAAUCCUGACUCUGUCAACGUGGGCCUGAUGAAAUUGUUCCGUGCUCAGAGAAAUUUCUACAUCUCCGGAUUUGCUUUGUUUCUUUGGUUCAUCAUCCGACGUCUGUUGACCUUGCUUAAUGAAGAAGCCAAGCUCGGAGCCCAGUGUGAGGCUUACAAGAAGCAGGCAGAGAGUGCUACUGCAGCUGCCAAACGUCUGAUGGAAGAGAAGGACAACACUGCUAAUUUUAAUAAGAGUAAAGAAUACGAAGACCUAGAUCCAGAAGAGAAAAGCCUUGCUAUGAAGUUGGACCAGACAAAAGAGGCUUUAGUCAAGACUAAAGAAGAAUUGAAGAAAACAAAAGUAGAUCUAGAAACACUGAAGUCUCAAGCUACUAGCACAAACAAUGAAUAUGACAGAUUGCUAAAGGAGCAUGAAAAACUACAGGAAAAAGUCGAAAAAGAUGGCUCAAAGAAAGACAACUAGCUUUGAUGAUUAACCUCUACACAACAGUCAAAAGAAAAUCAAAGUCUGUUGUAAGAACUGCAUUAGAAAUGAGACUUACAUGUCUUUUCAAAGCUAUACCAAUGCUGCUUGGUAUUUUUGUAUUCCCCAGUCACUGUGUAAAUGACAGGAAGCUAAUUCUGUAGAAAUAAUGUUAUUUUAUUGGCUGUUAUUUAUAAAACUAGUAUUUUGUAUCAAAUCUUGUGUAUAUAUUUUCUUUAGUUUUAUUAGAAAAGAUUGUGGAAAUCGUUGUCUUGAUGAUUUUUUGGACACAUUUUUGCAUGUUUCAAACAUUUAAACCUGUAUUCACUUGAAAGGGAUUCCUAUGUUCAAAACUAAUAUUAAAAUGAUAUGGUCUAUAAUUUUGUAUUUUUACCAAUGUGAUUUGAUAUAUAUUUUAUCUUUGUUUAAAUUACUUCCUCAUUAAAAUUCUCAUUAAUUUCACCUUUACAUCAAAUUAAAUACUUAGGUGGUUCUUCUCUGAUGGAAUAUAUGAAAAGACACUGGUCAUUUCAUUCUUACAUCUUUUGGAGAGCCUUGACUUCAAAAAUUGUUUGUGCAAUGAAUAGUGUCCUUGGAGUAUAGAUGUGAUUAGAUGUUGCCCUUGUGUGUAUACAUGUAAUAUGCUUUAAAAAUGCAAUAUUAAAUGAAUUUGAAGUUAAAGUAUGUAUUUUUGAUUUAACAUACGUAGCUAAAAUUUUCUCCGUAUUUUUGUGCAUGUGCAUAAACUGUGUGCUAAAUCUGCGUUUGUUUUAUUGUUAGAGAACCAGAUGUUUGGUUUUAAAGUAACAGCACUGUUCAUGGACAUAAUUCAUAUGUUUAAACUUGCUAAAAAAAACAAGUGUUUUCUUUGCUGAAUGUGUAUUAUAAAAAAAAAUAUUUGACUUUCAAAUUAGAGUAAAAAAAUGCAUUGGAAAUCUUUGUAUAAUUUUAUUUUUUUUUUUUUUACUGAUGGGAAACAACAUACAUAAAUACUCAUACACAUACAUGUAUUUUUUUUUAACUCGCUGAAUUUUGGGAUCUUAUAGAAAGCUCCUUGUAGAUUUGGUUAAUAAAUAGCUUUUGAAUGUG
Messenger RNA from Saccostrea echinata, 1983 nucleotides. Its product is annotated as B-cell receptor-associated protein 31-like. NCBI's taxonomy places the organism in Eukaryota, Metazoa, Mollusca, Bivalvia, Ostreida, Ostreidae. The record is from RefSeq and is a predicted model, not a curated record. Bases 178 to 894 code for a protein of 238 amino acids. The transcript has 8 exons. Gene Ontology annotation, cellular component: endoplasmic reticulum membrane; endoplasmic reticulum. Gene Ontology annotation, biological process: endoplasmic reticulum to Golgi vesicle-mediated transport; intracellular protein transport.